Messenger RNA from Microtus oregoni (creeping vole), 2244 nucleotides. RefSeq names its product lymphocyte specific protein 1 (gene Lsp1). The transcript is spliced from 11 exons. Gene Ontology annotation, biological process: signal transduction. Lineage: Eukaryota; Metazoa; Chordata; Mammalia; Rodentia; Cricetidae. Gene Ontology annotation, molecular function: actin binding. The record is from RefSeq and is a predicted model, not a curated record. Bases 912 to 1895 code for a protein of 327 amino acids.
AAGAAGGGGGGAGGGAAGGUAGGAGGGAGACUGAGAUAGGAGUGAAAACGCCAGAAGAGAAGAAAAGGGCAAGGAGGGGCAGUCAGCCAGGUCAGGGGCAGUUGAGGCCCAGACCUGGGAGGAGAGAGCCAGGGUCAGUGAGAGCAGGACUCAGAGCAAGGACCAGCAGCCAGGCAGAGAUGGGCAAGAGGCUUUGAGAAUGGAGAGGUGACCUAUGGGCCAGUCACCCAGAGUGGAGUGGUGGGCAGAGAGGUGGGAAGUGGCAGAAGCUGCCAAGAUGGUCUGAGGGGGGCAUACCACCAUGCUGCCCACAAGCGGGCGUGGAGGUCCAGCCAGGCCCCCACACUGCGGGGCUGGGAGGGUUUCUCUCUGACAUUUUUACUAGUCUCGGAAGGAGGAGGAGGUGGUGGAGGUGGAGGAGACCAAGGGGGCGGAGAAGGGGGCUGGGGGACAAAAGGAAAGCAGCUGCUAGGCGUCCUGAGAAAGGAGAGGGGAGAGAGACCCACAGAGACAGGGUCCAGGGACAGUGGAAGGGCCUGGGGCUGCCAUCUGGGAGCCAGCCCCACACCCCCGUCCCCAGGGGCUGGAGGGGCUGAGACAGACAGACAUCCUUCAGACAGAUAGAGCAGACAAGGAAGGGGUGUCAGAGACAGAGAGACCAGACAGACUGACAGGAGACGGGAAGAGGGACAAGAACACAACGAGAAGGACAAGGAGAAGAGAGAGGGCAGGGCAGGGGAGAGGAGAGGAGAGGAAGGAAAAAGAGAAGGAGAAGGAAAGGGAAAGAAAGGAGAGGAGAGGAGAGCAGAGUUUUUGGGCCACAGCACCAGGAGCCUUUGAAGCUGCAGGCGGUGUCCCCAGGGCCAGGGGUCAGGCCAGGUCACCAGCAUCGUCGUGGGCAGGCCCGCAGCAUGAAUGGCCCCGCACUCCUGAGGAGAAAUGCUAGCAAACGGGGCCUGGAGAAGCUGCUGAGGCUCACAGCUCAGUGGAAAGAAGAAGACCAAGAAGAGGCUGCCCGUGAACAGCGCCAAAGGGAACGAGAGAAGCAGCUGCAGGACCAGGACAAAGAUGAAGAGGAAGGCGAUCGUUCCCUGGAGCAGACAGGGCAGCAGACACUCCUCAGGAUAAAGUCCUCUGAACUGGAUGAAGAUGAGGGUUUCGGUGACUGGUCCCAAAAAAUAGAGCAGCGGCAGCAAACCUGGGGGAACGAGGGGACUGCAGAGGGUAGUGAACCCUCUCAAAGUGAGAGUCCAGAGGAAAAGCAGGCAGAGGACAGUUCUCACCAAACCAACGUUCACCUAGAGAAGUUGUGCCUGAACCAGGGGGAGCAUAAUCCAGAGGAUGCUGUUGGGAAUUCUGGGGAGACAGAAGAGCACCUGACAAGUCAUCAGGCCAGGACUCCCAGCCCUUUGGCUUUGGAAGAGACUGUGAAACUGAGUUCACCUCCCCUAAGCCCCACCACCAAACUGGCAGAUAGGACGGAGUCCCUGAAUCGCUCCAUACAGAAGAGCAACAGUGUGAAGAAGUCCCAGCCAACCUUGCCCAUUUCCACAAUUGAUGAACGCUUGCAGCAGUAUACCCAGGCCACUGAGUCUGCUGGUCGAACUCCCAAGCUGUCCCGACAGCCCUCCAUAGAGCUGCCCAGCAUGGCUGUGGCCAGUACCAAGAAUCGUUGGGAGACAGGAGAGGUACAGACUCAGUCAGCUUCCAAGACACCCUCCUGCCAGGAUAUUGUAGCUGGAGACAUGAGCAAGAAAAGCCUGUGGGAGCAGAAAGGAGGCUCAAAGACCUCAUCCACCAUCAAGAGCACCCCAUCUGGAAAGAGGUACAAGUUCGUGGCCACUGGACAUGGGAAGUAUGAGAAAGUGCUUGUGGAUGACAGCCCAGCGCCAUAGAUCAUGAGAGACUCCAGUCAGAAGCCACUCCCAGCCCUGACCAAGAAGUUGCUUCCCAUUGCCAGUCUGGCCUGCUCUUGUGCCUCCAACAACCCAGCUGCCACUCCCCCCUCCUUUUGCUCCUGGACCCUCCAUCUUCUAUGCCCUCUUACUCUUUGAUAACCCCCCCACCUCUGCCUCUCACCAUCAGUUAAAGGGACAACUCCCUAGAGGAGCCAAGAGCUCCCAAGGAAGGAUGGAGGAGAGAAGGCCAGCAUCCCAGUCAGAUCCAAGGGGUACCUGUCCCCAUGCUGAAUGUUCAGGACUCUGAGUCCCUUUUUUUAUGUGUAAUAAAGCAUCUUGAAUGGCC